Molecule: messenger RNA, 716 nt
Organism: Cydia strobilella
Lineage: Eukaryota; Metazoa; Arthropoda; Insecta; Lepidoptera; Tortricidae
Exons: 1
Coding region: 132-701 (189 amino acids)
Source: RefSeq, a predicted model, not a curated record
UUUGACGUUUAAGGCACGCAAAGCUUUCAAUAUUAAAAUACGUUUUAUAUGUAAAUAUGCCGGUUUUUAGGUGUUAUGAGGGAUUAAAAAUGUUAUUCUAGUUAUAAAUAACUUACUAGUUGAACAUUAUCAUGACUGCAGCUACUGUAAAUGGUGUAAACGAGCUUCAACGAAACCCCUUAAAGUUGUAUAUACAAGACAUCUUUCGGGCCUCAAGAACUGAGCAAAACAAGUAUAUAUACGAAAUUUUCGGCUUAAAAUUCAAGAAUGUGAUGCUACAUGGAGUUGUGACUGCUGUUUAUAACACUAACGCUUCAAAAACGGCCACGAACUUCGAUUUAACUGAUCCGACAGGCUGCGUUUCAGUUUAUUACGAUAGUACGAAGAAUAAUUUGAAUAUACCUUUGCCGUCAUAUAAAAAGUUGAUACAAGACUUCGCAGAUGCUUCGAGAAGGGGAGAUGACAACACUAUGGUUAUGGGUAGAUUAUUAAAUAGCAUAGAGCAGAAAAAAACUAGUCCAUUAUUUUUUUCAACAGGAGACUACAUAAGUGUUGUUGGUGAUAUUUUUGUUGAAGAUUUGAAGAACACUAGAAUGAUUUCAGCGUAUGAAUGUAGGUUAACUUCCAUGGAGCGGGAUCUAGUGUGGUUAGAAGAACUUAGGUAUUUGUAUGAGAAGUUUUAUUUGUGGAAAAUUGAAUAAAAGUAUAUGUAUGAA